AUGGCGCCCUACGACAGCGACUCCUCAGACGGCGGCGAUGACUACACCGAGACCAACGUACUGCUGGGUUAUGCGACCAAGGAAGUCACGGGCGACGCCGUUUCCCAUAUUGGAGGCGCACCGGGCUGGAUAGAUGAGAAGACUGCCCCUUCGGGUGCCUUGGCAAAGUGCAAAGUCUGCAACGGCCUUCUCAGCCUACUCCUCGAACUCAACGGCGACCUUCCUGACCAAUUCCCUGGUCACGAGCGGCGACUUUACAUCUGGACAUGUCGGCGCAAGCCAUGUAGAAGAAAGGAAGGUAGUGUGAGGGGCAUUCGUGGAGUGCGCAUCGCCAAAGGCGCCAGCAGCAAGGGUAGCGCUGCCAAAAUCGAGAAGAAGGAAGUCAAAGAGGAAGAGAAGCCCCAGCCCAAGAUAGGCGAGUCGCUGUUUGGGGUCAAGAAUGGGACGAGUGCGUCGACACCCGCGAACCCGUUUUCGAACCCCUUCUCGUCCAAGCCGAAUGGUGCGGCAUCGGCGAACCCUUUCUCUUCGCAGGCUGGAAGUGCCAACUCCUUCGGCGCGUCGACACCCACACCCGCAGUCCAAGUCAGCGAGCCUGUAGAGAAGAAAGACGAGGCUUCUACGACCCUGCCGGAGACAUUCGCAUCCAAGGUUCGCCUAUCUUCACCACCUCCCUCUGAGCAACAACCCCCACGUCCACACGAGCCAUGGCCAGCAGAUUCGGCCUUCCCUACGCCGUUCCCACACUAUCACCUAGACGCCGAAUACGAGACGCUAGACGCUCCGUCAACACCGUCGAUACCGGCGAAUGUGCGAAUGGACACAGACACCGAGGGUAGCGGGAGUGGUGGUGGGAAAGAAGAUAAGGAGGUCUUUGAGUCGUCCAUGGACAGGACGUUCCAGAAGUUCGCGGAUCGUAUCGGAGAGAACGCCGAGCAGGUGCUGCGUUACGAGUUCAAAGGAAAGCCACUUCUAUACAGCGACAACGAUGCCAUCGGCAAGCUUCUGGGACCACAUUCAGAAAACGGCACGUCGUCGAAUGCAAAAGUCAAAACAGCGGGCUCACGAAGUGGAGCUGGCUUUCCUCGAUGUUCGACAUGUGGUGCGGAUAGGGUCUUCGAGGUUCAGUUGACACCACAUGCGAUUACCGAGCUGGAGGCAGACGAAAUGAGUAUCGAUGGCAUGGAAUGGGGCACUAUUAUCAUGGCUGUAUGUAGCAAAGACUGCAAGCCCAGCGACGUUCCAGAAGGCGAAGUCGGAUAUGUGGAGGAAUGGAUUGGAGUACAAUGGGAGGAGGUUGCUUCGAAGAAAUAG
Molecule: messenger RNA, 1314 nt
Organism: Alternaria atra
Lineage: Eukaryota; Fungi; Ascomycota; Dothideomycetes; Pleosporales; Pleosporaceae
Exons: 2
Coding region: 1-1314 (437 amino acids)
Biological process (GO): maturation of SSU-rRNA
Cellular component (GO): cytoplasm
Source: RefSeq, a predicted model, not a curated record